Poecilia latipinna (sailfin molly) is the source of this 885-nucleotide messenger RNA. RefSeq names its product claudin-4-like. The coding region runs from base 146 to 790 and encodes 214 amino acids. Lineage: Eukaryota; Metazoa; Chordata; Actinopteri; Cyprinodontiformes; Poeciliidae. The transcript has a single exon. Gene Ontology annotation, molecular function: structural molecule activity. Gene Ontology annotation, cellular component: membrane; bicellular tight junction. The record is from RefSeq and is a predicted model, not a curated record.
AGAGAAUUUGAAUUCUCCAAUAAUCAAGAGGUUCCGCCUUCGAUUCCUCCCUCUAAGCAACCUGCUGCUUAUCUGGAAGUUCAACCUGCUGGACGCUCACUCGAUCCGUCAGUGGGUGCUGAUCGUGGAGGGGAUUUCUUCAGACAUGCCGUCAGCGGGAUUUGAGAUACUAGGCGUGACUCUGGCUCUGCUGGGAUGGAUCUCCGCCAUCGUUUCCUGCGCUCUGCCCAUGUGGAGAGUGUCGGCGUUCAUCGGGGUGAACAUCGUGACGGCGCAGACCAUCUGGGAGGGCAUCUGGAUGAGCUGCGUGGUCCAGAGCACCGGACAGAUGCAGUGCAAGGUGUACGACUCCAUGCUGGCUCUGAGCGCCGACCUUCAGGCCGCCCGCGCCCUCACCGUCAUCUCCAUUGUGUUGGGGGUUCUGGGACUCCUGAUGUCCGUCAUGGGGGCAAAGUGCACCAACUGCGUGGACGAAGAGGCGGCUAAAGCGCGGGUGAUGAUCACCUCCGGAGGGGCUUUUGUUCUGGCCUCCCUCACCCAGAUAAUCCCCGUGUCCUGGUCCGCUCACACCAUCAUCAUGGAGUUCUACAGUCUGGCCAUACCAGAGGCGCAGAAGAGGGAGAUCGGUGCUGCUCUGUAUUUGGGUUGGGCCGCCGCCGCCUUCCUGCUCAUCGGAGGCGGCAUCCUGUCCUCCAGCUGCCCUCGGGGGCCGGAGAAAAGGUACAGAACGCCGUACUCCCAAACCAGAUCGGUGGUACCGAGCGGCUAUGACAGGAGAGACUACGUCUGAAGCAACAUCUGCUCCGCUCUCACGCGCCGACCAACAUCUACCAACUCAUCAAAGACUCCGGAAGCAGAACUGAAAAGGACAAAAACAUCUAAAAA